UGCCUGGCCGUGCAGCGUCGGCUGGCUGGCGUGGGCGUGGAGUUGGGCGGUGCAGCUCGUGGGUGGGGUAAUGAUCACCUUUGAGCGCUACGUGGCUGUCACUUCCCCUAUUACCGGUCAACUCUCGUGUCGCCUGGGUCUGUUGAUGGCAGGUAUAUCGUGGGUGUUUGGAGGCGUGGUAGGAGUCCUGGUUGCAGGCGGUCUUCCCUACUCGGUCUUGCAAAUCGUGUGUUCUCCUGUCAGCCAAGAGGAUCACGGCGGCGACCGAGAGUUCAUGGUGGCGAUGUUAUACGUGGUAGCACCUGGGGGUCUCCUUGCCUACGCGUUGGUGGUCUGCUUCUGGGCUCUGAUGGCCUCCGCUGUGAGGGAGCAGGGAAAAGUGAGUGUGAGCGCGGGCGGCAUCGUGAAGGAAAUGGGCGUGGGAGAGUGUGGGCGGCCGCGGUGUCCCUGCCAUGGUGAGGUAGAGCUGGUUACCAUCGCUAGGACGUCGGGUGCCUUCUGCCCCACCUGCGCCUCCUCCGGCUGGUGGGCGGACAUCCCGCAGCCGCAGGACAAACUGCAGGCCCUGUUAUGUUCCAUUGGGCAGUGGACGGCGCCUUUGCUCGUGGGGGCUUCGUCGUCAUCCUCGGUCACCCAGCCUGCGCUGACGAAGGGCGAUCCAUCGAAGGGCGACGCAGAGACAUCGAAGGGCGUCUCCUCUUCCACCAUCCCGGGCACGCCUUUGGACGAGGAAGACACCUUCACCCUGGGCGGCGUGUACAUCGGCUCGCUGGAAUCGCACAUUCGGACCCACCAGGCGUUCUGCAGCGGGAUGAACGUGCGGAGCCAAGGGUGCCAGACGGGCGAGCUGGAGGCGAGUCCGCCGGUGAUCGAGUGGCGGAUCCAAAUGUCCACGGAGGAGCUGAGCCGAGCCAGCCCGACCCUAGUGCACGUGGCGACGCAGUGCAGCUUCACGGGCGAGGGCGAGUGGCCCCGGCCCUCGCGAAGCCCCUCGCAGCGCUCUGCCUGCCAGGUGCUGCAGGUGUCGGGGGAGGUGUGUGUGCGGGACGCCAGAGCUCGUUUGGCGGGGCGGACGCGCGUCGAAGCUGGGCGCUCAGUGCCCGCGUUUCUGUUGGUCCUCCUGCAGAUGCUCCUGUGGUUGCCGCUGCCCAUUACGGCUCUCACGCUCUACUUCUCUUCGUGUAGCGCGACCUGGGCGUGGCGUGUCCUGCUAGUGAUCCUCGCUGUGACGAACCUCUCCCCUGCGCUGACGUCUGCAGUUUAUCUCGUCGCCGCGCGGUGAGCUCUCGGACGUUCCAGGCCUGGCACCGUCCGCCCCUUUCGUCGCCUCACGCCAUAUUCAGCUUGUACAUAUAGUGACGUAUGCCUCGCCUUGUCCCAGAUAAUCAUUGUGUAUAUGUAGUUAGAGGUAAACAUGAUAAUGCAUAUUCUGUGUACGUAUCCUUUUGAUUUUCGGAAAUAUUGGUGUUAUACACGUAUGUUUAUUACGAAUCUCCUAUAUACAUAUAAAUCAUUGUCGUUCCCUAAUCUCUGCAAAACCAGUGCCUAAUUGCUCCCCAAUAUCAUCUUGACUUUCAGAAAACAAUGAUUGUGAUGGCACUCCAGUUUCAUUCGUGUUGUCAAUAUGUUUCUUUACUCACUAAAGUAUUUUAGAAAUUU
Penaeus monodon (black tiger shrimp) is the source of this 1659-nucleotide messenger RNA. RefSeq lists its product as uncharacterized. NCBI's taxonomy places the organism in Eukaryota, Metazoa, Arthropoda, Malacostraca, Decapoda, Penaeidae. The transcript has 5 exons. The coding region runs from base 71 to 1282 and encodes 403 amino acids. The record is from RefSeq and is a predicted model, not a curated record.